AUGCAUUUUUGUUGUGAAUUUUGGACACAAUUUGUGACAAUACUAUUGACUGGUUUGGCGGUCGUUGUGUUGGUGUCGGCCCUCGUCUUGAGACUCAUCUCAACGCCCGUUCCGGUCAUCCAUCGGACAGACAGUGAACACUACUAUUACGACCCGAAGACCAAACAACGGAUCAAAUUUCCCGAUUUGAUGGACAGCUCAGACCACGACGAAGACGGGAACCGGUCGUCGGUGUAUGUGUCGGUCGUUGUGCCGGCUUUUAAUGAAGAGAAACGAUUGCCGAUUAUGUUAGACGAGACGAUCCACUAUCUGGAGGGCCGAUGCCGUGAGGGCUCCACUCCGGCGCCCGACCACCAGGUCUUCACUUACGAGAUAAUAGUGGUCGACGACGGCAGCGAUGACCGCACCUCCGAAGUGGCGCUCGACUACUGUCACCGAUACGGGUCGGAGAAGAUCCGUGUGUUGACACUGGAGGCCAAUCGUGGCAAAGGAGGUGCCGUCCGGUUGGGUGUCAUGUCUUCGAGGGGUCGUCUGGUGCUGUUCGCCGACGCGGACGGCGCCACCAAAUUCACAGAUUUCCACAAAUUAGAGGCAUUUAUGUGGGAAAAGGCGAACUCAGGCCGAGAGCCGAUCGCCAUUGGCUCGCGAGCGCACCUGCAGUCGGAAGCGGUGGCCACGCGAUCGCUGUUGAGGACAAUACUGAUGUACGGCUUCCACGUGGGAGUGUGGCUGUUGGCCGUCCGCACCGUUCGCGACACUCAGUGCGGAUUCAAACUGUUUGGACGCCGUAUGGCUCGAGUGCUCUUCUCUCACACCCAUUGCCAGAAGUGGGCCUUUGAUGUCGAACUCCUACUCAUUGCCGAACGAUUGGACACUAAUAUCGGCGAAAUUGCGGUCAAUUGGACAGAGAUUGAGGGCUCAAAAGUAGUGCCCUUUUGGUCGUGGCUUCAAAUGGGCAAAGAUGUGGCCAUUAUUUCCCUCAAGUAUACGACCGGCGCCUGUCGUUACCCAUCACUGGCUUCCAGUUCUGGCCAUAAAAGCGAUUGA
Molecule: messenger RNA, 1047 nt
Organism: Medioppia subpectinata
Lineage: Eukaryota; Metazoa; Arthropoda; Arachnida; Sarcoptiformes; Oppiidae
Source: the annotation of a GenBank genome assembly